GCAAGAAGACUUCUUGAUCUCAUCCAACUGAAAGGAAAUGAAGCCGCAAGAUGCCUACUAGAGUUCAUCCACAAUUUAGAGGAAGGAACGAUAGCGCAAGUCACAGACGAUUGUCUGACAUUUCAUAAAAAAUUGAAGAACACCAUAAGUGCUCAAACAAGGUUUCUUAGCACCUACGAUGGGACAGAAAACAUGUGUCUAGAGGAUGUCUAUACAGAAAGUGUCUUGGAACUGUCAAGAACUAAACACAUGUCAGAUCAUGGCAAUGGCUUUCAGAGCACCCUGGGCCUUCAUAACAUUUUUAGUGAUCAGGGAAUUAUAAAUGAAAAUGCUGAUACCAUAAUAAUUCUUGGAGAUGCAGGCAGUGGCAAAAGCACAUUGCUUCAACACAUUCAACAUCUCUGGGCACGUGGACAAGCUUUCCAAAAGUUUUGCUUCAUUUUCCCCUUUAGUUGUAGAAGGUUGUGUUGUAUUACAAAGCCGAUUUGUCUAAAAGCUCUUCUUUUUGAACAAUGUUGCUGGCCUGAUCGACACCAGGAAGAUAUAUUUCAAUUCAUCAUAGAUCAUCCCAGUCAAGUCCUUAUAACAUUUGAUGGAUUUGAUGAGUUAAAAUUUUCUUUCACAGAGGAGAAUAGGCACUGUUCUCCCAUAGAACCUGCAAGUAUUGCAAGCAUUGUUUUUAACCUUAUUGAAGGAAACCUAAUGAAGGACUGCAUGAAAAUUGUUACAAGCAGGCCUGAUGCUGUCACUAUGCCAUUAAGGAAAUACAUCAAGAAAGAAAUCAACUUGAGGGGAUUUUCAGAAGAAGGCAUUGAGACAUUUAUAAGGAAACAUCAUGACAACCCUGACAUAUCCAGAGGUAUCAUUAGCUUGGUAAAAAACAGCUCGUCCCUUACUGGACUGUGCCAUAUUCCAGUCUUCUGUUGGAUUAUUUCAAAGUGUCAUAAGGAACUUAUAAACUAUGACUACAAAACUCCCCAGACUAUGACCGAUAUGUACAUGCUGACUCUAAAACACUUUCUCUUACAUGCUUCAACAAACUUAAAGCGAACACAAAAUAUUCUUUCAGAAAGAACUAACUCUGUCAAACACCUUGGUAUGAUAGCGCUCAUUGGUCUUCACAAAGCUAUGUAUGUGUUUUCUCCCCAAGAGAUUACCAAAGCAGGAAUAACAGAAGAUGAUCUCUCUUUAGGUUUUCUUGUUAUUUCCAAAAACCUUUUAGAUGAAGGACAAACUUCUUUGCACUACUACGAGUUCCUUCAUAUCACAUUUCAAUGCUUCUUUGCUGCUCUGUACAUUGUAAUGAGUGAUGAUAUGGACUCCUCUAUAUUAUACCAACUAUUUAAGUGGAAUAAAAGGGAAACAAGGAACUCGCUUGUUGAAAGACUUCCUAUGCCAUGUGUACAACCUGUUUUUCAAAGACAAACUAAAAUGAAGUUACAAUACAUAGAGAUUAGAAAUCUUCAAAUUACAGCAACAUUUGUAGCUGGGCUUUUUUCAGCUGUACUGAACAGUUUGUUAGUUGACUCAUGGAAACCUGAAAAAACUGACCAAAAAAUGUAA
Staurois parvus is the source of this 1563-nucleotide messenger RNA. NCBI's taxonomy places the organism in Eukaryota, Metazoa, Chordata, Amphibia, Anura, Ranidae. The record is from the annotation of a GenBank genome assembly.